CGACUUCACCCCGCAGUCCCUGCAUCCUGGGGCUGUGGUUGGGGUGAAGGACACGGAGGACUACUUUGAGAUGUACGUCUACGUCGGCGCUGGUUCCAUAACUACGUUCAAGCCAGAGAGAACUACCCCAGGGCUGCCCUUCCAGAGCUUGGUGCUCGGUGGUGAUGCCAGCGGCAUCAUGAUCGACGAAGAUGUGAAGAUUGGGAGUGAGAGCGUCCGCAUUACAAGGAACGUGGAGGAGCUCGAGCAAUCUUCCUUUCCGCUUCAAUGGACAGUCAGCAUCCCCUUGCCGGAGGACGUCGACACGUCAAUCAGAGGAAAUAAAAGGGUCAAGAACGGUGUACAGGCGGUCUACUUGAAGAAACGGAAGUUGGAGGAAAAAAUCAUUGUCGAAGAUUGGCUCGAAGAGCUCAACUCUGAGUCAGAGUAGAAGCUUGUUGUGUUCAACAAGGCCCGUUGGCCUAGGUUAAUGGAAUUGGUGGGUGGUGGACGAUCGGACAGGAUUUGGCCAAGGGCACUAGCAGAUUAGGGUAAUAGAGCACUUCAAGUCCCACUAUUUAUUGAAGUGGUUCGAGGCUUUUUGCUUUGUAAUUGUAACACUGCUUGUCAAAUAUGGAUUAAACUUCGCGCUCGUGAACUCUUAGUUCCAGGAGCUUAUAUUCCAUUUGGAGGAUAUCACUGUCCAUUGCUCUUGGGCAUUCU
This is a messenger RNA of Klebsormidium nitens, 702 nucleotides long. NCBI's taxonomy places the organism in Eukaryota, Viridiplantae, Streptophyta, Klebsormidiophyceae, Klebsormidiales, Klebsormidiaceae. The record is from the annotation of a GenBank genome assembly.